AUGCCAUCCAGCGAACGAGAAGUCAGUUCUUCCUUCUCCGCCAAAAGGAUCAACUCGACGACAUGCGUGAUCCAGGAAGAUGACGUCUUUCGAGAGCAUCCCCUCAUCUAUGUAAAAAUCCACCCGAAAGUUCCAAUCAUCAUACUGUCAGAUACUGGCUGCGAUGAGCCUAGCGAGGGGAAGAAGCAUGCCCGCUUUACACAGCUCCGGGACUACAUCGAAAACUGCCCAGUAACAUGCAACAACGACAAACCCAUGAACCCUCAUGGUGAGAGGCAGUACUACAUAAUCAGCACCCAUUGCCAUUAUGACCACCUUGGCGGCAUCACCCAAUUCCUCGCCGGCGGAACGACAGAAAUCAUCGCCUCCGCCGCGGGGCGAGAUUUCAUCGAAUCAGAUCUAGAAUCCCAUGGUCUCUUCAACCAUGUCAGGAAACCGGCUCCUUACUUCCAAGUCACCUACUGGGCUCCAGCUUUCGCACGACUCACUCAUCCUCUCAAACAUGCCAACGAAGAGAACCUCACUACUGCGAAACCCGUGGAUCUGGGUGUCACAAUCAUACAUACUCCAGGCCAUACCCCGGACGAACUAGCCUGGUAUGAUCACGACGAAAUGCAUCUCUAUAUCGGCGAUAGCUUUUACGAAGCUGGAGAGGAGGAAAUGCCGAUCGAAUGGCCCGUGGAUGGCAAUAUGAUAGAAUGGGUCUUUUCCAUGAGGAAGUUGAUCUCACUGGUUGAGUCUGAAAACUCUCGAGCUGCAAAGGGAGAAGCCGAAGAUGAAGAUGGGUGGAUGCAAGUUGCACGCAGGGUGAGACUUGGUGCUGGGCAUCAAACUUAUGCUGCUGAUGCGAUGGAUCUCAUGGAGAGGUUGUGGGAUGUUUGGUGGAGGACUGUGAAGGGUGAGGUUCCUGUUUCGAGGAAACGGGUCCUGUGGGGUCAGGAAGUGUUGACUUGGAGGGAGAAUGACUUGAAGUCUGGGAUCUACUUUGAAGGUCCUGCGAGUUUGAUGGAGGAUACGAGGAGGUUUUUUGAGGGAGGCGGACCUUCUCGGGGUAGAAUGACUGAUUGA
This is a messenger RNA of Ramularia collo-cygni, 1068 nucleotides long. RefSeq lists its product as uncharacterized. NCBI's taxonomy places the organism in Eukaryota, Fungi, Ascomycota, Dothideomycetes, Mycosphaerellales, Mycosphaerellaceae. The transcript is spliced from 3 exons. The coding region runs from base 1 to 1068 and encodes 355 amino acids. The record is from RefSeq and is a predicted model, not a curated record.